AUUAGAGUUCUUUAGUAAUUUUUUGGCAGCUACGAACUUGGAGCAUAUACAUAAGCUCCUUGAAAUGUAACAUGUCACGGGCUACACUUAUCUAGUUAAUAAUAGACAUGAAAAACGCUGCCUCUGCAGCGAUGUAAUGGAAAAAAUAGACUUCUAAAUUAAACCAAAAAAAAAAAAAAGAGAGAAAAUGUUCUUGGACGAAAUCGCUGCUAGGGCAGCAAUUUUUUUUUUAACAGUCAUUGUGUCAGAGGGAAAUCGCUUCCUCAGCUAGAGGUGACUGGCAAACAGUGUGUUACAGGGUACAAUUAAAUCAAAGUGUGAUUAUGACAUUGAAAUUUAAUUUAUUAGUGUGCAAUUUUCCUAAUACUAUUUAUCAAAGUAAACACAUGGACACAUAUUGCUGGUUGCCUAGUGAAUGUCAGCAUAGUUUACAAACACACCUAUCCUAUAGUAUAUCAGAUCAAACUGAAAGGAAAAAUGGCAGCAGCGUCAAGGCUUGUAUCUUUUGCUGAAAAGAUUAUUAAGCCUCAUCGUGCUACGCCUUUAUCACUUGGGCGUUAUAAUCUUUCUAUAAAUGAUCAAAUCAUGGUUCCAUUCUACCAAUCAAUUGCAGCCUUUUAUCCUAACCCCUCCAAAACACCAGAACAAGUAUCCAGCAUACUUGAAAAUUCACUAUCCAAAGUUUUAUCCUCUUACUAUCCAUUUGCUGGAACACUCAGAGACAACACUUUUGUCGAUUGCAAUGACAGGGGAGCCAAAUUUAUGAACGUUAGAUACGACUGUCCAAUGUCUGAAAUCGCUAAGCUUCCCGACACUGGCCCUGAAUAUCUACCUUUUGCUAAAGGUAUACAUAACAGUUUACUUUUAGGGGACGAAGAUUUACUUGUUGUUCAAUUAAGCCAUUUUAAUUGCGGGGGAUUAGCUAUAGGUACUAGCAUAUUGUUUUAUCGAAAAAAUGAUUUAUCGAAAAGAGAGUUUGUUUUAUUUUCGACUUUUUGGGAGUCGCCACUUAAUUUUGAGAAAAUUAAGAAAACUUGUUUUCAAAUAAUUAAACAGGGGGGAUCGCGUGAGGGGAAAGGGGAAGGAGGAAAACGGGUUAAAGGAAAGGGCGAUGGGUCGGGUAGGAUGGGUUGGGUUGGAUUAUUAACGUGUUGGGCUGGGAAUAAGAGUGGGCUGAUGGUGGAGUGGGCCUGGCACAUAUCACACAAAAUUGCUGAUGGAUGCACAAUGGCUAACUUCGUUAGUGAUUGGGCUUCCAUAGCUCGUGAGGCGAAUAUUAUACCUUCCCCAACAAUGACUGGAUCGUCUAUUUUUCCGCCUUGCACAAACCUUCCAUCCACUGACAUUUACACGAAUACCAUAGUUAAUGUUCCCAUUGAAAAUAUUAAAAAAAGGUACCGAUUCUCCAAUUCGAAACUUGAGAUGCUGAAAAGUCAAGUGACAUCAGAAGCAGAGGUGCAAAAUCCUAGCCGAGUUGAUGUGCUGUCUGCACUAAUUUACAAGUGCGCUGUAACAGCAGCUCGAGCUCAAGCAAACUCGUUUAAACCAUCCAUGUUGACCCUAGCUGUGAAUUUACGUCCAAUAUUGGAUCCGCCACUAGCCACACGGGCAAUAGGGAACAUGGUUAGUUUUAUCAAAGUGGAAACAACUAGUGUGGAUGAAAUAACAAUAGCCGGAGUGGUUCGUGAGCUAAGGAAAGCUAAAGAUGAAUUCAAGAAGGAGGACCACGUGAACGCGAACAAGCUAGUGGCACUUCAUUCUGAAAAUUUACCGAUUUCUAAUGAAUUUGAAACGUAUAGAAGUCAUAGCAUGUGCAAUUUCCCAUUGAAUAAUUUGGAUUUUGGAUGGGGAAAGCCAAACAAGGUAACAAUUCCCCCAAUUGGGGUUGGAUUCUGCUUCAUUUUAAUGGAUAGUCCCAGUGGAGACGGGAUUGAGGCAAUUGUUGCAGUACCAGAGACAUACGUGACUCAAUUUGAGAACAACAAAGAGCUCCUCCAGUUUGCUACUCCAAUAAAUUAA
Solanum lycopersicum (tomato) is the source of this 2019-nucleotide messenger RNA. The record is from RefSeq and is a predicted model, not a curated record. NCBI's taxonomy places the organism in Eukaryota, Viridiplantae, Streptophyta, Magnoliopsida, Solanales, Solanaceae.